This is a messenger RNA of Metarhizium robertsii ARSEF 23, 1002 nucleotides long. RefSeq names its product bZIP transcription factor. Gene Ontology annotation, biological process: regulation of DNA-templated transcription. Gene Ontology annotation, molecular function: DNA-binding transcription factor activity. Lineage: Eukaryota; Fungi; Ascomycota; Sordariomycetes; Hypocreales; Clavicipitaceae. The record is from RefSeq and is a predicted model, not a curated record. The transcript is spliced from 2 exons. Bases 1 to 1002 code for a protein of 333 amino acids.
AUGAUCCAAGGGCAACGCUUACCAGUGCGUCGGAACCAGGCCCGAAGGAGAAUAAAAAGGACCCUAGUUCGCCAUGGCGUGGACUUUGACCCGUACCCGCGUCUCGAUCAGCAUCAAGAUGAUAUCCUCUGUGACCUUGAGAUGACUCGGUCCGUCCCUCUGCCCGACAACAAGGAUCAUCCCAGCAGCGUACGACGAAGCUUGACCGACGCUACAGGAGCAUCUGCAUCUGCGCACAGCAAACGCUAUAGGUCCACUACUACCAUGACUCCAGAACAGCUUGCGCGGAAGCGGGCCAACGACCGCAACGCUCAAAGAGCCAUUCGCACUCGGAGAAAGGCCCAGGUUUCGCAGCUCGAGGCCGAGCUGGAAGCACUCAAGAACAAGCCGUACGCGUGUUGUCGCAAGUUGCUUCAGCGGAACCUGGAACUAGAGUGCGAACUGGCCAUGAUGAAAGGGAGCCCGCUUCCAUGCCCGUCGCGCGCCACACCUACAGGCCAUGCAGACGAAGGCACGACAGCCGCCCAGUCACCCGAAAUGCACGGCGUCAACGGCCAGUCCUAUCCCAAUGGCGAGGACUCGGCAAGGACCCUGCUGCUUUCCCCCUCGGGCGGCUGUGACUCGUCUAGCGAGACAACCAGUCCAGUCGCCGUGAUUUACCCCAAGUGCGGCCUGGAGAGCAGAGACGCGCCUCUGCAAGGCCCAAUCGCCGCCGUCUAUGCCGCAGAAAGUGUUGCCAUGGCCAACCCGGCCCUCGUAACCUGCGGACAGGUCUGCCCAACGAUACCAAGUCCUUCCAUACCAGACUUGUGGCCUACGGGGACGACGUACGCAAACGACGGCGGCAUCAUGGACGGCCUAUACCCUGGAGGUUCAGAAUAUCGUGCCAACAGCGAGCACAAUCCCUUCACAUUUUCCGCAAUGAUUCACAUCAGCAACACGCAUACGUCUUGUGUUGGCACAUCGCCUGGUGCGUGCCAACAACAGCAGAGUGCGUUAUAG